Molecule: messenger RNA, 972 nt
Organism: Talaromyces rugulosus
Lineage: Eukaryota; Fungi; Ascomycota; Eurotiomycetes; Eurotiales; Trichocomaceae
Exons: 3
Coding region: 1-972 (323 amino acids)
Molecular function (GO): oxidoreductase activity
Source: RefSeq, a predicted model, not a curated record
AUGUCUUUAAUCACCCCCAACCAGUCCCUCAUAACGUCCUCGGUCAAAGACCUAGUCGUCGUCCUGACCGGUGGUGCUCAGGGAGUUGGCAGGAAUGUCGUCGAGCAGCUUUAUUCGGCCGGCGCAAAAGUCAUAUUCGGCGACGUCGACGACAACCUUGCCCGGCAAGUGAUUUCUUCAUUGACCAGCACUAGCAGCAGCAGCAGCAGUGAUCAAGACCCAGGCGUACACUUUGUCCACUGCGACACAUCAUCAUACAAUGACCAACUAUCCCUUUUCCAAACAGCUUACAGCCGCUACCAGCGCAUCGACGUUGUGAUAGCCAACGCGGCCGUCAGCCUACCCCGCGACCCUUUUUCGGCUGCCAAUCUCACAAAUGAAGCAAUCCUCACAGCGCCUACCAUGGCCGAGGUGGACAUUAAUCUAAAAGGUGUGCUAUACACGGCUCGCUUGGGGUAUUAUUAUCUACGGAAGAAUCCCAACCCGGAACAUCGGGGUGACUUGGUGCUCGUGUCGAGUAUUGCCGGUUUCAAAGAAUGCGAGGGUCUUGUUUCGUAUACGGCUAGUAAGCAUGGUGUUAUUGGUGUUAUGCGCGGUUUGGCGCUGCAGGCUGCAAAGGAAGGGGUGAAGAUUAACACGAUUUGCCCAUGGAUGACCAAAACACGCAUGGUCAGAGGAAUCGAAAAAGGCUGGUUCGAUCUCGGUCUCCCCUCCAAUGAACCUGCAGAUGUAGCCCAGGCUAUUCUCAUCUGCGCCACGGCAAACCGCUCUCCCACACCAGAACAGGGACAUCAGGGUGCUGUUUUGCCAUUCUCGGGCAAGAUUUUGUGGGUUGGUGGUGGUAAGAGCUAUGAGAUUGAGGACCGGUUGCAGAGCCUGGAGCCCGAGUGGCUAGGACAUGAGAAUAGCGAAAUACUCAAAAAAGGGCAGGAGUAUCUGCAUUCCGCCGAAACUAGCUGGGAUAAUAAGUAG